AUGGCGGCGCCAGACCUGAAAGGCCACCUUGAUGGCCAGUAGUUCCUGCUCCCACACGGUAUAGUUACGCUCCGCCGGAAGGAGCUGGCGGGAAUAGGAGGCGCAGGGUAACAGUGGCGCAUCAGGUCCGUGCUGCUGGGACAAGACGGCACCGAGAGCUGUGCUGGAGGCGUCAGUCUCUACCACAAAAGGUCGAGAGGGAUCAGGAUGUUGCAAGAUCAGCGCUCUCUGGAAACAGGUUUCAACCCCUGAAACGCCUCCUCUGCCUCCUUGUCCCAGGAAAACGGCGUCUUGGGGUGCAGUAGCCGGGUCAACGGGGUGGUGCGAUGAGCGUAAUCUGCAAUGAAGGUCCGGUAAUAGCUGGCGAACCCCAGGAAUUGCUGUAGGUCCUUGCGGUUCCGAGGUACCGCCCAUUCCCGAACCGCUGCCACCUUCCCAGGAUCCAUCUGCACCCCAUCUGGAGAGAGUCGGUGACCAAGGAAGUCCACUGACCGCUGAUGGAACUCGCACUUGCUGAGCUUCGCAUACAAGCGGUGCUCCCGCAAGCGCUGCAGCACGGUCCGGACAUGACCCUCGUGGCGAGCCGGGUCACGGGAGAAAACCAGAAUGUCAUCCAAGUACACCACCACGUACUUGUCCAGCAAGUCCUGGAACACGUGGUUGAUGUACCGUUGGACCACAGCGGGUGCGUUGCACAAUCCGAAGGGCAUAACCAGGUAUUCAAACUGCCCAUACCGGGUCCCGAAUGCUGUCUUCCACUCAUCCCCGGCUCGGAUCCGAAUUAAAUUGUAGGCCCCCCGGAGGUCUAGCUUGGUGAACACCUGCGCCCCUUGCACCCGCUCCAGCAACUCCGAAAUAAGUGGCAAGGGGUACUGGUCUGGGAUGGUGAUUUUGUUUUGUUUUUUAAAAAAAAGAUAUUUAUUAAGGUUUUCACAAUAUUACAAAAUGAAAAAGAAAAAAAGAAAAAAUACAAAAUAAAAAUAGUUAAAAACAACUCAAUCUUUCCAUUACUUAUUUUUCAUUAGCUUGUUUCCCGGACCUCCUCAUGCCUCCCUUUUUUGUAUUCCAGUUCAGUUUGUUGGUUCAGCAAAUCCUUACCCUCUUUGUUUAUCCUAGUCUUUAAUCUUAAAACAUUGUAACGUUAAUUUUUUACCUAUUAAUGAUCCAUUUUUCAUAUCCCCUUAUAGUAUUACAGCUGAAAACCACUUAAUUUCUAUCCAGCAUCAUUCUAACAUUCAUUAAUUUUACAAUAUUUCUGUAAAUAGUCUUUAAAUUUCUUCCAAUCUUCUUCCACCGACUCUUCUCCCUGGUCUCGGAUUCUGCCAGUCAUUUCCGCCAGUUCCAUAUAGUCCAUCACCUUCAUCUGCCAUUCUUCCAGAUUUUGUUCAGGACCCGGUAAUCAUGGCAAAGGCAAAGCUCCCCACAUUUCUUCUUAACAAAGAGCACUGGCGCAGCGGUGGGCGAGGUAAAAGGCCGAAUGAAAUCACGCUCCAGGUUCUUGCGCAGGAAGUCCUGCAAAGCUUCGCGCUCUGGCUCUGUAAGAGAGUAUAAGCGACUCACUGGCAGGGGCGCUCCAGGGUGGAGGUCUAUGCCGCAGUCAAAAGACCGAUGCGGCGGCAGCUGAUCUGCCCCCCCGUUUCUCGAACACGUCUUGGUAGUCCCGGUACUCAGCGGGGAGCGUUGAUGCAGCCUCCUCAGUGGGCGCGGCUGCUAGCAUCUCAGACCGAGCAUGGGGACAUGGGUCUGGGAAGUGCACAGUCCGAUUGACCCAGUCAAUCUGAACAUUGUGAGAUUCCAUCCAGUCCAUCCCGAGCACCAGGGGAAACCGGGGCAUGGUAGCAAUGUCCAGAGUUCGCACCUCCCGGUACUGCUGGUGACACAGAACCAAGGGCUGUGUCUCCUGAGUAACGGCGCCCGAGCGCAGGAGCCGCCUGUCGAUGGCCUCCACCUGUACCGGUUCCGACUUAUCCUGGAGUGGCACCUGAUGAUGGGCGGCAAAGGCAGAGUCCAUAUACGAGCGGGUUGCCCCUGAAUCCACCAGAGCAUGGGUGAGGAUCCAGGGCCCACCAGGGGGGUAUAGGCGCACCGGGACCAUGAGGUGUUGUAAUUCCACCAGUGAGGGCCCCUCUUGCAUGGUUUGGGACCCCGGGUACCCAGGGCCUUCGACUACGGGGGUUGGCGGUUUCCCUGCGGCCCCCAUAUUCUCGGGACAGGAUCGGGCGUGAUGUCCACUCCCACCGCAGUAAAGACACAGGUUCCCCUCCUGUCUUCUCCGAGGGGGAGAGGCGAGGUCGCGCUGCCCCGAGCUGCGUUGGCUCGUCCGGCAACUCGGCUGUGGCUGUGGACCUGCUAGUAAGGACUUGAGCCAGAAGCCGGGAGUGCUGGUGGUCCCGGGCCUGGCGACGGUCCUCCAACCGAUCGUCUAUCUGCAGGCUCCGCUGAAUGAGGGCGUCCAGCGUCGUGGGAUGAUCCAUCGUGGCCAGCUGGUCCAGUAUCUCAUCCGAUAGUCCCUCGAGAUACUGGUCCCGAAGUGCUGAGUCAUUCCAAGACAAGUCCUGCGCCAACAGCCGAAAUUCUGUGGCGUAGGCGGCGGCUGUGGACUUGUCCUGUCUCAACCGACAAAUCGCCCGAUUGGCUUGGCUCCCCUUCAGAGGGUUGCCAAACGCAGUCUCCAAGUGGUUACAAAACCCCACAUAGUCUGUCAGCAAAGGAGAGUCUUGCCGGAGCAAUGGCAAAGCCCACUCGGCCGCCUGGUCCUUCAGCAAGCUGAUCAAGAAGUGCACUUUGGUGCGAUUGUCAGGAAAAUUCUGGGCUCGCCCCUGAAUAUACAGCUUGGCCUGGGUGAGGAACAUGGGAAAGCUGGCCGGGGACCCAUCAAAUUUCUCUGGCAGGGCCACUGGGUACUUGCCAGAAGCUGGGGCGUCGGCCCCAGGAGCCGGUAAGGCGUCCAACCGCUGCUAAAGCGCCAUAACCACAUUGCUUAGCUGCUGAACGGUGUGAGUCAAGGCCUGGUUCUCCUGGGCCAAUGCCACCAACGCAGCUGCCUGGUCAGACAUGGCUUCUGGCUCUUCCCGAACACACCCCAAUGAAGGGGGAGUGCGGGUGUGGCGGGAGCAAACUGUGCUGGACCCGAGGGCGGGGUUACCGAGAGGCGUGGUCAGAGUCCGGUCCUGGUCGAGGGUCUGGAGACUGUCCACCAAGGGCAAAGCGGGGUCCAAAGCAGGAAGCCGGGCGUGGUCAGGAACUCCGGAAGAACAGGUCUGGGUGCUGGCAGAAACAGGUUUCCAACGACGUUGCUCCCGCAACCUGGGACUGGGCUGACUGGCCUUUAUCUUCUCUGAGGCCAGGGGCGGUCCCGGCCCUCAGGUGACCCGCCUCUCCUGGCCUUAAGGCGAGCACUCCUCCUGAGAGAACCCAGUUCCCUCUGCCCUGAGCCUCUGCAGCUCAGGAGAGGCUGGAGGGUUACUGGACCCAGGGGGAGGCUCACCUUCCCCUGACAGGGCUGGGAGAGGCGCACCUGUAGGCAAUGGGUCCUCAAUCACCUCCGGAGCCAGAGUGGAUUCAUCUAGUGUCUGCUCCUGAGGAUCCGGCACAGGUGCAGGUGCUUCAGAUUCAAGGCCCUGCCCCGGCUCAGCCGGCCCUGUAGGCGGGGACUCCUGUGCAGGCUGGGAUUCCUCUGGUUCAGCCUCUGAAUCAGAUUCCCAGGCCAUCACAGGCCUAGUGGCUACUGAUUUUACUGCUGGAUUGUUUAAGAAGGUGUGGUAUGUUAGCCAAGGUAUUUGAGUGUCCCCUAGUUUGUCUUGUAUUUCUUGUGUCCAUAUGGGUUUGUUAUUUUUGUAGAAUGUUAGGCGGGAUAGGCCUUUGGUUUGCCAAGUUUUUAUUUGGAAGCAUUGGGCUGCAUGAUGGAAUAGUGGGUGAUGAGUCAGGGGGUUAACUGGGGUUGGGGACAGUUUGACUACUUUUCCCUUCCUGUGUGAACCUGUUUAGCAUUGUGGGAAUUUUCCUUAGUUUGUUUUGGAGGAAUAGGCAUGCUGUGGUGGGGGUUUUUUCAAUUGUGUGCAUUUCCAAUUAUACCCAUUGAUUUAACUCAUCUUCUAGGUUGCAUGGGAUUAGUUCUAUGUUGGGAAUUCCUCAUCCUCCUUCUGGGGGGCGUGCAGGUAUUUGGGGCUUAUUCUCGGCUUUUUGUGUGAGAAAGUAAAUGAAUGUAGUUUUAGGUUAAUUUGGGGAGGGUAAUCAUUUUUAUCAUGGCUAUUUUGUUCAAGAGGGUGAAGUUUGUGUUCCACUUCCUCAGGUCUAUGUUAAUUUGUUGCCACAGGGGGUUGUAAUUGUGGAGGUAUAGUUUGUUGAGGUUUCUGGUUAUUUGUACCCCUAGGUAUCUGAAUUUGGUGCAGCAGAGUUUUGUCUUUGUGGUGUUGGUGAUCAACAAUUAUACUGGAAGUGAUGUAGAACAUCUUAACUGAAUAUGAAAAUGAAAAAUGUGUUUGUUGGUUGACAUUUUCAUGGAAUUUCUCAAAUGUAACUGCCUCCCCACCAGAUAGUAAAGUGGAGAGAUAGUAAAGUGGCUGCAAAUGGCAGAAAUGGUAGCCUAUUCUGCAAACCAAACCAAUUGCACAGUCUGCACUCUGGGACCUACAGAUGCUUUGAGAGGAAUACCCCUCCUCCCUGUGCCUUGGAAUGAGUCCUCAGUUACGGCCCCGAUUUUGGGUUCAGCCGGAUUUUGUGCCCCGUUAAAAAUUGACGGGAGGAGCCUGUUGCUUUAACAUCUCUGACCAUGGUGAAGCUAUUCAACACCUGGCAGCAGAAAUAGAAAAAGUGGCCCAUGUUCCUGUCCCAACCUGGAACGGAUGGGACAUGUCUUGGUUGACUGAGUGGCUUCCGAACCUUGGGUGGCUUAGAGGACUUUUAAUGAUGUUAAUAGGCCCCUUGCUAAUCUUGCUUCUUUUCUGCUCCUGUAUACCCUGCUUAAUGCAAUGCUUGCAAAAUAUGCAAUGCUUGCAAAAUAUGAUGCGUAAAAUGAUGUCACGUAUGAUUUGGCCCCAGAUUAUAGCACUGACACGAGAAUACCGGCCAGUGCCUUGGGACGAGCCGUAAGGCUGUCCAAAAGAAGAGGAGGGAAUGAAGGAAUGGGUUUCUGUUCAGUCAGUUUAAAACUGACUCAAAACCCCCCCUUUUCUUCUUAGCAUUUCUAAAAUGCAUAAACUUGAGCUCUUGAGCCAAAACCCAGCUGUAUAAACAAGUGCUCAGAGCCCUCUCCUUUAUCAGUUUGUGACGGCAAGGAUGGCCUUGACUGUACCAGUAGAACAGCGAAGACACGUCUGUGCCUUAUCUUACGUCCUGACCACAAAGAUGCACAGACCUAGUCUGGGAACAGCGCCAGAGUGUGUUCUCGGAGAUGGUGACCUCUUGCUCCAAGAUAAGAGUAGGAACAGGAAGAUCCUUUUAUGGUCAGAAGUACAGGAAGGAAUACCCUUUUAUGGUUAAGAAUACCGGAGCAGGAACAUAUGUGAUGUCAACCUGCGUGUAUAGGCUGACGUGGUUGGAUUCCUGGGAAAGGAGGGAGAGGGUGCCUGGAGGAUAUAUAUACUGCAUGAAAUUUCUCAUUUCUUUGGACUUGCUGUGGACUGACCAUGCAAGUGCCUUCUGCUAUCCGGAGAGCAGAAUAAACUCUUUCUUUGAAUCAACCUCGAUGUCAUUUGACUUCCUUCCUCCCUCCCGGGAGCAACGCAGACCCAAUCGGUGAACUCCAAUAAAGCUACACAAUGACCAAAAUGGGGUCAUGUGACUCAUUGACUGGGUAAACACCAUGCAUUUAAUGCAUAAUUUUCCACCUACAGAAUCCUGGGAACUGUCAGGGACUGGGCAGAUGAGAGUGUGGUGCAGAUGAGGAGUGGCAGAUCCUCCUUCCCCUAGGACCAGACAUGCUCUGCGUGUCUCAGAGCAGAAAGCAAAAAAGAACAUUGUCCUUAGCAGCCACCGUAGGCAGCUGGAGGGGUCUGAUUGCUAGGAAGCAGCUAGAAUUGGCAAUAUUACAUGUGCCACAUAAAACCCAUUCUACACAUGUAAGAAAUCAAUAUUUUAGUGUGGCAGCACCUAUACUUUGAAACUCCCUGCCUCUUGAUAUCAAGAAGGCACCUUAACUGUAUUAUUUUGGUGCCUGCUAAAAGCAUUCCUGUUUAGACAAGCCUACCCAGAUGCUUAGAAAGUUAAGGUGAUUUGAAUCUGUUGUGGUCUUUUAACCUUUGUAUGCUUUAAAGUAUGCUUAUGGAUCCCCCCCCCCAGUUUUAUUGAUUUAUCUUUUUUUUGUAAACCUCCUUGAGGGUUGUUGGGAUACUGCCAGGGAGACAAAGUCCAUCAUGGCCCCCAAGCCGGCUGCCGGACAAUCCAUCCAUCUCCCGUAGUCACGCAGUAUCAGCAAUUAGCAACAUGAGCUCCAGAAAAUAGCCUGCCACAUUCUAGAGCCGAUGCACACUCUGUUAGCAGAUAAUGCACAGCAGAAGUCGCACUCAGGAGAGCAUUAUUUACAAGUUUUAUUCAGCGUUGAUCAGAACAAAGAAAAACAUGACUGCCUGCUUCAGUGUCUACGACACAGAGAGAGAAAACGAAAGCAAUAGAAAACAUAAACUUCCUGUGAACAGGAAAUGCGCAGACUCUGUGACUCACAAAGCCUGCUCCCUUUUAAGGUGGAACGGAAAUAUCCUAACAGUUUUUUUACUAUCAAGCAAUACAUAAAUUUUAUGGAAUAAAUAAUUAAACCACCUUUUCUGCUCCUCCCCUUUCCUCCAGACCCACCUGAUAAGCCUUUAGUAUGGUGCUGGUCCACCACCUACCCAGCCAUCAAUUGCUCCUGGAGGUUGGAGACCAAGACACACCUGCCUACUUUUUUUCCCUCCGUGUACAGGUAAAAAGGAGAAACCCCCUCUUAUUGGUAUUAUAGAUACAGCUGUGGCAAUCUGGCUCCUUUCUUCACAGAAACAGAGGAAGCAACAUUUAUCAAAUUAAAGUGAAGCUUUCAGAAGAGUUUCUGAACCAGAUCGGGUUGCAGGGCUACCCAUGAUGCUCAUAAACCAACUUUUUUCCUUAGUAGGUGUCAUGGACUGGUUGGACACAGAGGAAUGGUGGGAAGAACCAGCUAGGGAACCCCCAAGGGAAGAAGGCUCAGAGCCCAGGGACUGCAGGUGGGACGACAAUGAGUGGUCAGAGGGAGAAGAGGGAGCAGACUGGGGAAAGGUGUCAGAAGCUGAGGAGGUAACAGGUUUUAGUGAGCAGGGAGAGUCUGUGGCAGAGAGAAGUCCAGAAUCAGAGGCAGAAGAGGAAGCUGGAGAGGAGGGUGGCCAAGAGGCAGAGAUGAGUCCAGCUGGUGAAGAGUCAUGGGUGUCUCUCUGUCCUGCUGCGAGAAGCUCCCCUCCCCGCUGGUCUCCCAGAACCAGGAGAGGCAUGAAGAGGGUGGAGGAGAAGUGAGCUUCACGCAAGCGCAGUCUCAGAUUGCAUGGGCGAAACCCUGGAGAGGAGGAGACUUAGGCAGUUGUGGGGAGUCAGGGACCUUUAGUCUCAGCAACCGAUCCAUAGGGCAAGAAUUGCUGUGUUCAUGAGGCCUGACACUCCUGUGCAGCUCCUGUUUUGGUAAUAUAGAGUUAACUCCAGCUCGAUUGGGGUGAUUUGUUGCUGGCUUGCUCUUGUCAGUAGGUGGCCUGGGCAGCCCAUGCUAAUCUUUGACUUCUUUGCAACCCAGGCUUGGCAUGGGAGGAGAAGUAAAGGAGUGUGUCCAAGCUACCACAGUGGCCAACAGCUGCUCCAUCGACAAUGUCCAGAUGUUCUGCAUCAAUCCAUAUGUGCUGAAUGUAACAGUGGUGAACCCCCUGGGGACAGCGACGACCCACUACUACUUCUUCCAGAAUGAGAUCCGUAGGUUUUCACAGAGUCAUGACACACACAAUUUCCCUCAACUUUUCUAACGGAAGGAAACAGGAUUCAUGCUGACGGCAGUAACAUGCUGUUGCUCUUUAGACAUUGCUGGACUACAACUUCCAUCAUCGCUGACCAUUGGUCACGAUGGCUGGGGCUGAUGAGUCACUAGCCAAUACCUGGCCACACUAGCUAGCACAAAGAAGGGUCUCCUGCCCUCUGGUGUAGGCAGAUGAGCAAGAGUCUUCCACUGCUUCGUUGGGGCAAAGGUCUGUACAGUGCAGAGAUAGGGAACUUUCCAUUUUGUCCAUCACUGGGGGAUUUAAAAGGUUUUCAACCACAAGGGUGACAGAAACAGGUUUGUAGGUUCAGAGUUCUGAGGGCACAUUGUGUUAUUCAGAGUGGCUUUUACAGGGCUGGCAGGAUUGACUCUGAAUGUUGUCCACAUUAACACCACACAUUUAUACAAGCAUGGCUUCCCCCACAGAAUCCUGGUUAAUGUAGUUUGUAAAGGGUGCUGAGAGUUGUUAGGAGGGCUCUAUCCCCCUCACAGAGCUACAAUUCCCAGAGUUCCUUGGGAAGGAUUGUUAAACCUCUCUGGAAACUGUAGUUCCAUGAGGGGACUAGUGGGGUCUCCUAACAAUCCUCAGCACCCUUAACAAACUACAGCUCCCAGGAUUCUUUGGGAGCCAUAACUAUUUAGUGCCUAGUGUGAAGGUGGCACCAUAGGCCAUGCAUGCUUCUUCCAUCUCUCCACUUGCUUGCUUGUUUUGUAUUAUUUUCUCGGCACUGGCUUUUUCUUAGUCAAGCCUGACCCUCCAGAAAACUUGACCGUUUCCCAGAUCCUGGGCCAGAGGAAGAAGAUACUUUUGGUGUGGAAGCCCCCCAGCUCCUGGAAAUUCCCAGAAUAUUCCCCCCUCAAAUACUUGAUCCGUUACUCAAGGGAUGGAACCAACACCAGCAAAAUGGUGAGAGAGAGCACCAUAAAUAAGUCAGGCUCUGUAGCUUUAGGACAAAAUUGCUGCGCUUCCUAUAUUUAACAGUUGUGCUUCUUCUUGCAGCCCUUCCUUUAAUGCUUUGGUGCACAGGCUGCUGACUUAUUGGAGAUAAUAGAAGUAGUAGUAGUCGUGUAGCAAAUGGUCAGGCCAGUGUAAUAAACAAAAAUCUGCCCUUAUUCCCUUAUGGGGAACACAAGAGCCCUUCUAGAGUCCUUUGUAGGUUCUCCAUCGGUCGGAGAAAAGAACAGAGGCCAACCAGAGAAUAUUGAGAAGCAAUGUAUUUUAACAGUAUUGCACAUUUAUUCUUAUAUUAACAAUGCACUUAAAAUUACUACUCACAGCAAUGAAUACAUGAUUGUAUUGCACACAUAGUUAAGCAGUAUAAAAAUGUGUAAACAAUGUUCUUAAAAACAAUUGUUAACAAUGCCUAAUAUCUUUCUUAUUGUGGUUAGUGUUACCUUUAUUGCUACUAAUACCAGUGGCUUACAAGAUCAAGCUCUAUUCUGGAGUCUGGAAACAAAGUCUUAUGAGGAACGGUUGAGGGAGCUGGGUUUGUUUAGCCUGGAGAAACUGAGAGCAGACAGGAGAGCCAUCUUCCAAUAUCUCGAGGGCUGUCACAUGGAAGAGGGAACAAGCUUGUUUUCUCUUGCUCUGGAGAGUACGACUCGAACCCAUGACUUCAAGUUACCAGAAAGGAGAUUCCAACCAAACAUCAGGAAGAACUUUCUGACAGAAAGAGCUGUUCGAGAGUGGAAAAUGGACUACCUAGGAAGGUGGUGGCCUCUCCUUCCUUGGAGGUUAUUAAGCAGAGGUUGGAUGGCCAUCUGUUAUGACUGAACUAGUUGAGAUUCCUCAUUGCAGGGAGUUGGGCUAGAUGACCCGUGGGUCCCUUCCAACUCUAUGAUUCUAUAAGUACCAGUGAUAAGAUGGUCCACAAAAGGAAAAGGGGUUGCAAUGGAGGAAGGCAGGGGAAAGAAAACUGGCACUCAUUCUUUCUUGCUACAGAACUAUAGUAAAAUAUUUCCCAAGAUCAGAGCAGGCAGAACACCACUUCUUGCUUCAUUUACAAAUCUCUUCUUAUGAAGCAGUACAAAGCGACUGGACGAAAAAACAGAAACAAUGAUAGACACACAUAAUAAACUAUUUCCAGGACCAUUUCUCUCCACAUCCUACGGCUUGAGGUUUGGAUAGAAAGAGCUGAGGACUGGAGUUGAAUUCCACAGCAAGAACAUCUCCAGGAGAGAGCUGCAUGCUCUGUCAAGAAGUCUCUCUGAAAAUCAUCCACAUGGCCAGGGAGCCAACCUAGGCGAAAGAAAACUCUGGUCCUAAACCUCCGCUGCCUUGCAGUAAGUACAGUGGUACCUCAGGUUAAGUACUUCAUUCGUUCCGGAGGUCCGUACUUAACCUGAAACUGUUCUUAACCUGAAGCACCACUUUAGUUAAUGGGGCCUCCUGCUGCCGCUGUGCCGCUGCUGCACGAUUUCUGUUCUCAUCCUGAAGCAAAGUUCUUAACCUGAAGCACUAUUUCUGGGUUAGCGGAGUCUGUAACCUGGAGCGUAUGUAACCCGAGGUACCACUGUAUUUGUUCAGGAGAAGAAAAGGCUCAGGAGUGAACCCUACACAAAUCCAGAGUGGACACCCUAAGGUGGCGCCUUGUCUGCAUCCUUCUGUCAAAUCCUGCAGCCCAGCUGGUGCCCAACGUCUUGCUCCGCUUUCCUUUGGAUCACAUCAGUAAGGCUGAGAGGGGGGUCUUGUCUGGGCAGCCCAGGACCUCCAGACACACGGCCCAGGCUUGUCAAAUUGGUGUGGGUAACCAGAGGUUCAGUUUCACUCCAUUGUGAGAGAAAUAAUUUAUAUUGCUUUUUUAUUGCCUUUUUAGAACAAAUAUUGUUCUUAUUAAUUUUUUUUUAAUAAAAGUCAUAAGGCCAUAAGGUUAUAAUGGUUAGGAGAUUUUUAUCUGGGGAUGUUCUAAUAUAGCUUGUGGAACAAAUUGUAGUUAAAUAUGCUAGCAAAAUAAUAGGUGUUAUAUGCUUUUGCAGAAAUUGCAGUUAAGAACAGCAAAGACAACAAAUAUAUGCUUCAGUAAAAUAGAGAUGAUGGCUUUAUUGCUAAAAACAGCAUGUAGAGGGGUGAAAACAUAAUGCCAAAUAAUAAGGAAAAUCAUAAAUAUGAGAGAUGGUCGCCAGAUUCAGAGGAAUGGGAGAAGAGGAACAGGGGCGGGGAGUUUAAUAUUGUACUAGGCGGACGUGAUAGGUUGUGACCCCUGGACAGGGGAGGGAAUUUUGUGCUCAGAGAUAGCAUAAAAGCUUCUUCUGCAAUGAUUUUUGGGUGUGCCUGCUUUGGUCACCCAUCUUACAAGUAUGUUUUUGUGAUCACUCAAAUAAAAUCCAUUUUGCUUAGAAUUUAUUUCAAGGCUACAGUUGGGAUCAGUGUUUUUAUAUCUAACAAUUGUCUCUCAAGACAGGCAGAUGCGGGUCUGGGUUAAAGGCGGAUCUACACAGAUCCUCAUGGAUCCUCCACUUUAAAAAAAAUAACUCCAACAAAUCCAGUGUCAAAUCACACAUGGAAGGCACGCCUACAGACUGGACUAUAAAAAACGUGGAUCCAACACUGCAGCACCUCAAAAACAUGGAUGCAAGGCAUGGAUCCUCAUGAAUUCAUAUGAUUUUUAUACUGUAACAAAAUAAAAACACCAUGAUACUCUAGACCACAUCUUAGUCUGUAGGCAGAACCAAAAAACCCACACAUCCAUUGUUUCGUGGGGCCGCAAAGGCACAAAAACAUGGUUAAAAAACACGGAUCCGAGGCAUGGAUCCUCGCGCUUUAUGCAUUGGGCCACCCCAAACUCACUGUCAAAUCACACAUCAUAGCCAGGGGCACAGCCUGCACCACAAAAAACUCGGAUCCAUGGCUUUCUGGUAACUCCAUGGCCCAAAAACGUGGUUUUGAAGCAUGGAUCCUCACACUUUUUGCAUUGGGCCACCCCAAACUCACAGUCAAAUCACACGUCAUAGCCAGGGGCACAGCCUACACCACAAAAAACUAGGAUCCACGGCUUCCUGGCCAUACCGUGGCCCAAAAACAUGGUUCUGAAGCACGGAUCCUCAUGGAUCCUCACGCUUUUUGUAUUGGGGAACCCCGAAUUCACCCUUUAUUCAAAUAUCUUGUACAUAACCACAGAUCUGACCACAAACAUCAUGGAUAUACUGCUUUGUGGCCCUGGCCAGAUGCUACCCUGGAUAUAUUGGCCCAUUUUUAGGUGGGUGUGCUGAGAUGGAGGAAAUGGAGUCAGCUGAUUCUCAAUCCAUUAAAAAUGGGGGUCCAACGGCUGGGCCGGAAUGAUUUUGGUUCGGUUUGCCAGCUCCCAGCUCUUCAUGGGGCACAAUAGUCACCUGUAGCUGCCAUCAGGAGUCCCGGUGUGAUUCUGGACGCUUCUGUCUCUAUGGAGGGUAUAAAUGCGAUAGAUAGAUAGAUAGAUGAUAGAUAGAUAGAUAGAUAGAUAGAUAGAUAGAUAGAUAGAUACGCAGGGCUACCCUUGAGAAUGCUCCAGAAACUCCAAAUGGUCUAAAAUGCAGAUGCAUGAGUUCUAACUUGGACUUUGUGGAGAGCCCACAUUCAGUUGGUUGUUCAUCAGCUGGAUUGGCUCCAGGUGGAGUAUCGAAUCAGGUUCAAGGUUUUGGUGCUAACCUUUAAAGCCCUAAACAGCUGUGACCUUUUUUAUCUGUGGGAAUUAUGUUCCAAUACACCCCCCAAAGAGUGUGACGCUCAUCUAACAGCAACCUACUGGUGGUCCCUGGUCCAAAACAUAUCCAGCUGUCCUCAACCAGAGCCAAGAGCCAGAGCCUUUUUGGUGCAAUGCUUUGUCUGAAGAGACCAGGGCUCAGUGCAAUGUAUCUCAGUUCUUUCACUCGCUGGAUCAUCACCUUGUCAUUGUGAGUGAGCUUGCACAUUCCUAUGACCCUUGUGAGUGAAGCCAUCGGGAAUCUCUUACUCCCAGCAGGGUCACCCAAGGCGGUAAGGUCAAAGAAAAUGAAAUAUACUUGGAGUCCUGUAGUGAUUUCAUGCUCUUUAUUGCAGCUUGUAAAACAGUGAUUGAAUUUCCCCCCAAACCUCAGGCUUUUAUAUACAUUAUUUUUACAAUGAGUCCCGUCUGAUUGGCUGAUUCAGCUUCCCUCCUGGAGCCUGAUUGGUCUUUUCCUGCAAGCCAAUCAGUUGUUGCAUUCUACGAUCCUACCAGCCUAAUAGGCUGAUUAACUUCCUCCUGGAGCCUGAUUGGUCUUUUCCUGCAAGCCAAUCAGUUGUUGCAUUCUAGGAUCCUACUUGUCUAUUGUUCUAGGAUCCAAGCUUAGUGCAUAACAGGGAAGGAGCUAGACAAAGAAUGAUCCAAGAAGUCCUCCACGGCAGAACAGGUGGAUGAUAAUCUUAAGAUUUAUUGCCCAGAUAAGCCUGGCGUCCGGCCCGCUUCAAACGCUGCGCCAGGCCUCUGCAUUCCAAAGUCCACAUUCUGAUGCUCUGAGCAAAAUAGCAGAGUUAGCAGCGUUCAGAGAAAUCAGCUUCUGUGCUUCGGUGUGCCCAAAUAGAGUCUCACACAGAGAUACUAAGAAACUAAGAGCAGUUUAUUACAGCAAAACUAACCAUUGUCUAACACAGCAUGCAGCAUCGUGAAAAACACGUCUGCUUCACAUGAAAACGAAAGCAGAAUAGAACAAAGGACUGAGACUCUUGGAAGUGACGCAGAGUCUCCCCACCCCACAGUAGGCAGGACGUACACUCUGAGCUGUUUAACCCUGUAAGCUCAGGUUCUCCUCACAGAUAACAAGUGGUGUGUUACAACGGCUGUGAAGGUGGAUGAAGGCUGCAGCAGAUAGGAUCCACCAGUUCGUCGUGACUACUCAUGCCAUCAGAACAGAGCCCUACUGCGAAGACUGUGCGUUGGUCGGCGUGCACUGAUCUACACACAUAAAACAAAUUCAUGCACAGGCGUCUUCCCAAAACCCAACCCAAACCCUCAAAGUGCCAUGGCAAUCAGCAAAUGGUGACGGGGGCAGGAAUGUGAAAUCUGGAAGCCCCUAGUCAUGAACCAGCACAUGGGCGGUGGAUACAGAUUCAGUCAUUCUGACUCAAGGAACGAGGCAGUUGAGCAGCUCGGCAGCUGUAUCCAUGACUGAGCAGCCCUUUUUAGGAUCCACUCUGCUCACCCCGAAAAGGGGGAGGGGCUGGAAACGGUGCCCUAAACAUAGUCCUCCUCCCUUUUCCCCUGACUGGAUUACCGCACCCAGUGGGGUCAUCACCCAGGGGUCGUAAAAGACAAUUGAACUUUGGAACAUGGAAUAUAUGGACUUUGUCAGAUAACACAUACAGCGAACGUCCUAAACGCAGAACUGCCAUCAUUGCAAGAGAGCUGCGACGUUUUAACAUCGAUAUUGCAGCGCUUCAAGACUCUCGAAGAGCGGGCGAGGAACAACUGAAGGAAGAAAAAGGAGGCUACACAUUCUUCUGGAAAAGUCUAUCUGAACAAGAACAUGAAAUACAUGGGGUAGGCUUCGCUAUGAAAAAUGACCUUGUGUAGCUCCUGUCAGAAGUCCCUACUGGCAUUAAUGAGCGACUCUCAACCCUUCGAAUAAAGCUCACAAAAAACCAACAGGCUACUAUUAUAAGCACUUAUGCACCAACACUGGAUGCCGAUGAAGACGUUAAAGAAAAUUCUAAGAAUGGCAGAUGAAGUUGAUGGACUAUAUGGAAUUGGCGGAAAUGACUGGCAGAAUCCGGGACCAGGGAGAAGAGUCGGUGGAAGAAGAUUGGAAAAAAUUUAAAGAUUAUUUACAGAAAUAUUGUAAAAUCAAUGAAUGUUAGAAAAAUGUUGGAACGAAUUUACAUGGCUUUAGUAGAAAUGUUAUAAGGAAUUAAGUACAAAUAGAUUAAUAGAGUAUUAAAGGGAAAAAUAAGGUUAGAAUGAGUUAAGAUAAUUAUAGGAUAGAAAAUAGAGGAAGAUGGAAAGGAAUUGCUGAAAUAAUUAACAGAAGUGGGAUACAAAAAGGGAGGUGUGAGGAGGUCGUGGAAAUAAGUGAAUGAAAGAUGGGUUAAUGAAAUUGUUUGAUUUAUUUUAUUGUUUUUGUUGUGUCUUUGUUAGUUUAAGGUAUUGUAUUGCAUUGUGGGUUUUUUCUUUUUUUCUUUUUUCUUUUAGUGUUUAAUUUUUUUUGGAAAAGUAAUAAAUAUUAUUUUUUUUAAAAAAAGACGUUAAAGAAAAUUCUUACUCUCAGCUGGAUACCAUCCUAUCACAGACGCCUAAGGAAGAUAAAAUUAUCCUCCUGAGUGAUUUUAAUGCAAGAGUUGGGCAAGAUUUCGAUCUGUGGCCUGGGACUAUUGGGAAAGAAGGAGCUGGCAACAGCAACCAGAACGAAAUCUUACUUUUGACGAUAUGUGCAGCACACAACCUUGUUAUUACCAAAACACUCUUUUGACAGAAAAAUAAAUUUAAAACUUAAUGGAGGCAUCCUCGGUCAAACCAAUGGCAUCUCUUAGACUAUGUUAUUGUCUGUGCUAAAGAUCAACGUGAUGUGCUCCUUACCAGAGCUAUGAUGAGCGUCGACGACUGCUGGACAGAUCACCGACUAAUAUGUUCCACGAUGGCUAUCAAGAUUAUACCUCAACGCAGGCUUCAGGGAAGGAAACCAAGGUGCAAAAUGAACACUCAAGUCCUUCAAGAUCCCAUUAA
Podarcis lilfordi (Lilford's wall lizard) is the source of this 15615-nucleotide messenger RNA. The record is from the annotation of a GenBank genome assembly. Lineage: Eukaryota; Metazoa; Chordata; Lepidosauria; Squamata; Lacertidae.